CCUUUAUGGGUGAAACGAACUGAUCCUGGAACAGUCAGCCACUCAAAGCCUGGUGCGUUCAGGCGUUCUGAUUGGUCAAACGAACGUCACGAGACGCCGCACGGUAGAACUCCUGCACUGCUGGGCUCGUGCUGUCUGUGAAAAUGAGUGAGUCUUUAGUUGUGUGUGAGGUGGACGAAGACCUGGUGAAAAAGUUGCGCGAUUUCCGCUUCAGGAAGGAAACCAAUAAUGCUGCCAUCAUCAUGAAGAUUGAUAAAGACAAACAGCUGGUGAUUCUGGAGGAGGAGCAUGAGGAUAUUUCCCCUGAAGAUCUGAAGAACGAGCUACCAGAGAGACAGCCCAGAUUUGUAGUCUACAGCUAUAAGUACCAGCACGAUGAUGGGAGAGUGUCCUACCCUCUGUGUUUCAUCUUCUCCAGUCCUGUUGGAUGCAAACCUGAGCAGCAGAUGAUGUAUGCUGGCAGCAAAAACAAACUGGUACAGACGGUUGAACUAACCAAGGUGUUUGAGAUAAGGAACACUGAAGACCUGACAGAGGAGUGGCUAAGAGAGAAACUGGGCUUCUUCCGCUAAGAACAGACCGAACAAGCUACAACUCAUGUUUAAAGAGUAACCGAGAUGGGACCAUCACCUCCAAAUGGAGAGAAUACCAUAGUCCAUCUGAUACUGUCUGUUUGUGUAUGUUUGAAUGCUUCUGCCCAAACUCUAAACCCGCCUGUACCAGUUUAAGAUGACAGAUAUUUGAGGUGCAAAGACAAGAAAAGAAAAUAUGAAAGCAAAUUCCACAAGUACUCUGAACUAUUCCUUGGAUUUUUAGAACCAUUCCACACUCAUCCCUGAGCAGUAAAGUAUGUACUGGCCUGCACAGGUAAUCCAAUCUUACUGCCAUGAUAGUUGGGUCAUGUUGUGAUUUUAUGCAAUCCCAUGUCAGCUAUCCUUCUUGAUCGAUGGCAACAGAUUUAAACAUUCUAAAACUCUAACAUGUGAUGUGUUUUCCCAGUUAUGUCUUCAUGUAAUGCCCUGAUAUUACAAGGGCCUUCGUAAUGCAUUUUCUACCUCUAAUUUGGAGUAUUUUUGACCAAACAUGAAUUAUUUUGUUUUGAUAUCUGUUGAACUGUAAUGGUAGGCGAAGGGUUCAGAAGUCGGGAGAAGUUGGGAGAGAGCAUUUGAUUAUCGUAUCUGACCUGUUGUCUUGAGUGUCAUAAAUUUAUUCUGUUUUGCCUUUUUAAAUCUGUGCUCACAACCUGACAAACAAAUCUCCACUAAAGAUCUAGAAUCUGUGAGGACAAUUGGGUGAGAGUUCUGGGACACAUUUUUAUUGAUUUAUUGUUUUUGGGAAAGGGGGUAAGGUGUACAUCACCCAGACAAUCUGUCCCACCUUUUUGGAAAUGUGUAGUUGUAGAUGUACAGUGGCAGGGGUUUGCUAUGCUAUGGUGUUAUUCGGCCACUGGCAUCAUCUCCUAAUGAAUUCCUCUUUCUCUUUGUCCAGCUAAACACUGGAAUAAAGCCGGUGUCACUAUUCUUGGGUUUUUGCAAAGCAUUGUUAUUUCCAUAUUUAUGUAAAAACAAUCAUUCUAUUGGCAAAAUGUAAACACUGGAAAUUAAUGAAAUGUUUACAGCUUAACAGAGUAAUACAAAUAGUUGGAGGAAGUUAUAUUGUGGUUUCGAUUAGUCUGCAAAACUCCUCUGCAGAAUCUGUGAGCUCUAAUGUGGGUCAGGCUCAUCUCUGUACAUCUGUAGAACCUGUAACACCCGUGAUUAGUGCUGUUUCCUAUUAAACACUGAUUGCUCACUUUGGUGGUUUAUAUGAUGUGGACAUCACAUGAUAUGUCCCAUACAUACAGUGAACUGUGUAUGUGUUUAAUGUAAAUUUUUUAAUGACUGAAGAUGCUUUUCCUGCUCAUUUAUAAUCUCUUCAAACCAGAAAAACAGUUAACCUUUCAAUAUGUGUCUCAAUUACAUUUGUCUGCUGUUUUGAACAAUUAAAUAGAAGGUUUUUUCCUUUGAAAAUUUGA
Molecule: messenger RNA, 2014 nt
Organism: Rhinichthys klamathensis goyatoka
Lineage: Eukaryota; Metazoa; Chordata; Actinopteri; Cypriniformes; Leuciscidae
Gene: gmfb
Product: glia maturation factor, beta
Exons: 7
Coding region: 144-572 (142 amino acids)
Biological process (GO): actin filament debranching; negative regulation of Arp2/3 complex-mediated actin nucleation
Cellular component (GO): actin cortical patch
Molecular function (GO): Arp2/3 complex binding; actin binding
Source: RefSeq, a predicted model, not a curated record